Molecule: messenger RNA, 849 nt
Organism: Closterium sp. Naga37s-1
Lineage: Eukaryota; Viridiplantae; Streptophyta; Zygnematophyceae; Desmidiales; Closteriaceae
Source: the annotation of a GenBank genome assembly
AUGGAGAAGGUAAGGACUCUCCACACUCAUGGCCGCCACCACAGCACUCACCCUCCCCACCUCACACUCCCACACCCCAGCCCCACCCCCAACCUCCUCACCUUUCCUUCCCGCAUCCCCCUUUCCCUCCCUUCCCCCACCCCAAUUCUCUUUUCCCAUCCCCCUUCCCUUCCCCCAUCCCCCAAUUCUCUUCCCACAUCCCCUUUCCCUUCCCGCACCCCCCUUUUCCUUCCCUCAUCCCCCUUUCCCUUUCCCCAUCCUCCUUCCCUUACCCCAUCCCCCGUCCCUGACUCGCACUCCCCUUUCCCUUCCCCUUCCCUUCCCCCUUUCCCUUUCCCCAUCCCCCAUCCCUUCCCCGUAUCCCCCUUUCCCCUCACUCGCCUUCCCCUUUCGCUUUCCUCACCCCCCAUCGCUUCCCCGCAUCCUCCUUUCCUUUUAGCCAUCCUCCUUUCCAUCCUCCUUUUUCGCUUGAUGGCUGAGCAAGGAUGGCAACGCACGUUGAGCCCGCCCACACGCAGCAACACCCUUUCCUGGGGACUUAAUCCCCCUUUAGUUCCCGCAUUUCUCCCUCUCCAUCCCCUUUCCAUAAACCCCCUCUCCCAGCAGUGCCAUGAGCAAGGAUGGCAUGGCACAGGUCCCCCAUUCUCACCUCUCUCUCCCUCCACUAGAAGCGCUGGGAGUGAGGACGAUGAUGGUACGAGUGAGCGCCCCACUGAGCUUGCCGACGCGUACGCCGUGAAUGAGGACGAUGACGGCACGGGUGAGCUCGCCCACGCCCAGAGCGCUGUGAAUGAGAAUGACGACGGCACAGUGAGCUCACCCAUGCGCAGUGAGUGCAUGUCAUCCUAA